Messenger RNA from Amphibalanus amphitrite, 2395 nucleotides. RefSeq lists its product as uncharacterized. The record is from RefSeq and is a predicted model, not a curated record. The coding region runs from base 90 to 1664 and encodes 524 amino acids. NCBI's taxonomy places the organism in Eukaryota, Metazoa, Arthropoda, Thecostraca, Balanomorpha, Balanidae. Gene Ontology annotation, molecular function: protein binding. The transcript is spliced from 9 exons.
GGACAACACCGGCAUUGAGGCCCCGGGCGUCGGACGGUGUGACCUAGAGAGGAGCGGUCUUCUGACCUCGUGUGACCCACCGAGACAAGAUGGACUUAGAAGAUCUGUGCGGAGAGCUGGCUGCUCUUCGUGAAGAGGUUGGUGGUUUGAACGGAGAAGUGGCCACACUGAAGGGAGACAACGCCGUACUGAAGGGAGACAACGCCACACUGAAGGGAGAAGUGACCACACUGAAGGGAGACAACGCCGCACUGAAGGGAGACAACGCCACACUGCGUCAGGAGGUGGUCCAUCUACGUGAAGAUGUGGUCCGCCUGCGACAGGCUGUCCUCGAGGAGCGCACCACUCGCCAGGUCGUCGUGGAGGAGCUGCGGCAGGAGGUCCGCCGGCGAGCGGCGCCAUCCGGCCGUUCCCAGGGUGACGGCGAAGAGGUGGUCUCACUGAAGGCCGACACCUGUGACAAGUGUGACGCCACCACCAGUUGUGACGUCACCCCAACUACGGAGGAGAUGGGGCCGGCGUCCGGUGAGCGUAGGCCGCCUGCGGCUUGCGGUACCAACAUUUACCACCUUGACUACAAGCUGCUGAAGAUGGUGCUGAGCAAGAUGGACUGCUGGGACAUGUUCCGCGCCAGACGGGUCUGCCAUCGCUGGCGGUCCGCCGUCGACGAUAUCGUCGGCGACUGUCGGCGGGAGCUAACCGAUCAGCAAACCCGCGGUGGAGAGGACCCGGCGCCGGCCACGAGCCUGGAGCUCGUAUUGAAGGCACAGGACCAGCCAAAGAUGACCGAACUGCAGGCGCCGACCGCUGAGACGGACACCGACCUCCGACUGGUCGCGGCCACCUGCCACGCCCUGGAAAAGGCCAACCUGCGCGGCUUUAAGCUGCGGGUCUCUGCCCUGCGCCGGCUGGCGCGUGCCAACGCCUCCAGUCUUCAUGAGCUGACGCUGCCGGCCGGCAUCAACGACUGGCAGCUGGAGGCGCUGCUGGAGCCGAUGAAGGCUCUGGAGCGGCUCGAUGUGAGCCCACCUGUGGACAGCUCCGGCAAGUGGCUUCGGCUGCUGCCCAAGUCGCUGAAGAGACUGGACAUUACUGGGUCGGGGAUGACUGAGGCACCGCUGACUUUCAAUAGACGCCCGUCGGAGGGAGUGCUGGUCGGUGUACAGCUGGCAACGGACAUACUCCUGGACCCGCUGGCUGCUCUGGCGGCCCACACAGUCACCAAGCUGUUCAUUCGUGAGUCACCGUCCGUGACACCGGAGACGACGGGACGCCUCCUGACUGCCCUCACCAGCUUGAAGGACGUCGGUGUUGUCGGAUCCGGCGUCAUUUCCGAAACUGUGCUGUCCGCCCUCCACGGCUGUCCCCAGCUGGAUACAGUGCAGCUUAAUGACACCCGGCGCCUCACGGACAUCCCUGCCCUGACCCAGUCAGAGGUGGCAGCGGUCAGCAGGAUGGCAGUGACCUGCAGGAAACUGUAUAGACUGUACAUCAAAUCCUCAACUGAAAACUGCCAGGCCGUCCUGACUGCCCUGCACGAGACAGACCUGGGAUGUGACAGUGACCAGUCCCGCAUCAUUAAUCUUCGGGUCCCCAAGUCUGUAUACGACAAGCUUACCAAGCCUCCCAACGGCAGCAAAAUCUGUUUGAAGUACUUUGGCUAGACGACUAUCUUCCCGGUGCCUCGUCCGCUCAUGUGCCGUCAGCGGUGUCGGAACUCGACAACAGAUGGCAGCACCGUGUCCCGUCGGCAGCGCUGUACGGGGCACAAUACACAUCUAGACCUUCAUAUCCAGAAGUACUUCGAGCCGCCCUGUCCCAUAGGGUCAGAUCCGUGGGUACUUUACCGCCGUGCCAGUCUGGUUUGGGCUGAGUAGCCACCUGAAGGCUGGUCAUUUGAUUUAGGCACAGAUUGCUACGUUUGUUGACACUGCUUUGAUAGACACUAGUUAUUUUCCGAGAUGUAUCACCCUCGGGGCCACUGUCCAGCCGUCGGUAAACCGUUGUCACUGUGCCGGAGGUACAGCCGUGGUGACGUCACGUGUGUUGUGUUGUGACGUCACGCUGGCUCACACCGCUGUGCUGUUGUGUUGUAGUUUCAGUUUAGACCAAGGCCCUCUAACCGUUUAGACCAGAGAGUGGUUGGAGCUAGCUGUGAGGGUGGCCGGUCCGGGCGAUAUCGGACCUCGACCGUCACUGUGUCGGACCGUCGGUGGUCAGGUCGGCUGUGGUUUGUUUGGACCAGAUUUGUCCGGUUGUGGUUCGUUUAGACCAGAUAUGUCUGGCUGUGGUUCGUUUGGACCAGAUUUGGCCGGUUCGAUGUCGUUCAUGUAAUAUCAAGGACUAUGGGAAAUAGAGACGAUUGAAAUACACAACUGCCGGAUCAACAGGGCUC